Molecule: messenger RNA, 1272 nt
Organism: Phycomyces blakesleeanus NRRL 1555(-)
Lineage: Eukaryota; Fungi; Mucoromycota; Mucoromycetes; Mucorales; Phycomycetaceae
Exons: 2
Coding region: 1-1272 (423 amino acids)
Source: RefSeq, a predicted model, not a curated record
AUGGCUCUUCCCGCUAAAGUACCGGACCCACCUAUUGGGUCCACCACAACACUAGGUCAAGCCAAUAUAACCACUCCACAACCCUCUACUACUACCUCUACCACAACCAACACUAGGUCAUAUCUCGAUGUCGCCACAGCCACUCCCGCCCCCGGUCAAGUGCCAGUCGUUCUUUUCUCUAACUUGCCGACAUCUACGGAUCGCGUCUGGCGCGAAAGUACAUCUCGUCAUUCGGUAUUCUUCACCCCACCAACUGAUUCCACCCUUACCUCUGAAUUCUGGACUGCUCUCAGAGCAAGCGUUCCUACGGCAUGCACCUUGGGAAUAUCAUUCGCUCAUCGUCAACCGCUCAUCCACGAAUUGCACCUGACCAAUUCUACCAUCUGCACCGAACUCUGUUCCAAAGGCUUCCUGGUUGGAGGCCAAACGUACUUCCCCUCUAUGGGUAUUGCCCCAGGCACAAAAAUCUUGCGUAUCUCCCUCUCCCAGCUUCCAUACCUUCCUUCCCCUCUGCUUGAAGAGGCUAUCAAAACAGCCUUGGCCGCAUAUGGCACCGUCCGCGAAGUCGGUUUGCAUCUUCGUGCCAAUUUUUUUGAUGGCACUGGUUUUGCUUACCUUGAACGACCACCCAACCCCGAUGCCACCCUUGCCAAACUCUCAUACAAGAUCCCGUAUGAUGGCGACUUGUACUUCUUAGGUACCUGGAAACAGAUGGGUAUUCACUACUGGUCACUUGCAACAUGCCUGCCCCAGAGCACCCCCACGGACGCCAGCUCUUCCAAGAGACCCCGCAAGGUUCCCACGACACAUGAAUCCCCUGAUCGCUCACGCAAGACUACUCCCGGUGCGUCUCACAGACCUCCGGCCAAGAAAUCGAUCCCCCCUCGCGGUACACCUACGAUGGCUGAGGGAUCCCAGGCUACUAUCACCACCUCCCGCACGAAUUCCUCGACACCGCGACGACCCUCUGUCCCCGCUGUUCCUACUUCCCCCCGCCAGUCUGCCAACAGGUUUGCUGCACUUGACGGACUAACUGACAACAGCCGCACAGGCGCACUCUUCGACCCCACUCUGCCUCUUCCUCAGACACACAACACCCAGUAUGAUCCCGUCUUUCACCCCCUCCACAACGCUUUUCUUCCCUCCAACUACACUUCCGGCUCCACUAAAGACGAAGAAGAAUUUCACCCCAGCGCUUUUGACGGCGACGACGACCAAGACUCCCAGAAUAUCCUAACUGAUGACGAGAUGGCAGACGGCGAUCAUUCUUAA